UACGUUUUCUGGCUAGGGCGUUCGUGACGCAAGAAAUUCGUGGCGAUGGCGCAGGCCAGCGCCGCCCCGGCGCUGGAGCUGGAUUUCGGCUCGGCGCUGCCGAAAUACGCAGGCAUUGAGGAGGCGGCAUCGAGCAGCGGCAGCUUUUGCGUGGAUUUGGAGCUGGAUCGGCAGCAGCAGCGCCAGUGCCGGAUCUGUCUCGAGUGUGGAGGGAGUGACUUGAUCGCGCCGUGUCAAUGCAAAGGGACGCAGAAGUUCGUGCACAGAUCGUGUCUGGACAAUUGGAGGGCGGUCAAGGUACUCUGCUGCGCAAGAAAGCGGCAUCUCUGUCUGAUUUGCUUUCUCGCAUUGUACCGAGUGCCGGAGUGUGUUCCAGAUGAGAGUCAACAGGCCGCCGGAUCGAUGGUGGCUCCGGCUCAAGUUCCAGCUGCUUGUCUGUCGAGACCACACUGUAAUUUUCGUGCUCGUCCAAGUGGUUGUGAUCUUGCUGGGCGCGCUUGUGUAUGCCAUCUACGGGGAGGAACUCAAAGAGAUGUUUGGCUACGACGAGCAGCACGCGUAUGGUUUCUACGCACUCGCUGUGCUGGUGCUCAUCUUGGUCGGGCUUCUCUACGGGUUCUUCAUAGCCAUCAUCUGUGGGCGGAAGAUCACCAACAGGCACUACCACGUCCUAGAAAAGCAAGACCUCACCAAGGAGUACAUUGUGGAAGGAUUAGACGACGAUGAAGAAGAAGAAGAACAAGAACAAGAACAAGAAACGUCACUAGCGCCAUCGCCAGUGGCCGAGUGACGGGACGAACUUAAAUUUGGGGGGCUGGCUGAAAGGUAAGAUUAAAAUAAGCCCGUCAACGUUUUUAGGGUU
Messenger RNA from Selaginella moellendorffii, 862 nucleotides. RefSeq names its product E3 ubiquitin-protein ligase MARCH8. Gene Ontology annotation, molecular function: zinc ion binding. Bases 46 to 726 code for a protein of 226 amino acids. The transcript has 6 exons. The record is from RefSeq and is a predicted model, not a curated record. Lineage: Eukaryota; Viridiplantae; Streptophyta; Lycopodiopsida; Selaginellales; Selaginellaceae.